GCCCCUCCUUGCUUGCAGGUCACCCCCACUGAGCAAGGCAUGAGAGUUGUUACUCAGCUGGUGGCCAACUACCCCCAGGGAUUUGUGACCUGGCUGGGCCCAGUCAUACCCCUUGUCAAUCUCUGCCACCCCGACAUGGUCCGGACUGUCCUCAGCGCCUCAGCUGCCAUCGCGCCUAAGGACAUGGUCUUCUACAGUUUCCUGAAGCCCUGGCUGGGGGAUGGGCUCCUGCUGAGUGGUGGUGACAAGUGGAGCAGGCACCGCCGCAUGCUGACACCCGCCUUCCACUUCAACAUCCUGAAGUCCUACGUGAGGAUUUUCAAUGACAGUGUGAACAUCAUGCAUGCCAAGUGGAAGCGCCUGGCCUCGGAGGGCAGUGCCCAUCUGGACAUGUUUGAGCACAUCAGCCUCAUGACCCUCGACAGUCUGCAGAAAUGUGUCUUCAGUUUCAACAGCGAUUGCCAGGAGAAGCCUAGUGAAUACAUUUCUGCUGUCUUGGAGCUCAGUGCCCUUGUGACAAAGCGGAAUGAGCAGAUCUUCCUGUACAUGGACUCCCUGUACCACCUCACCUCUGAGGGACAGCGCUUCCGUAGGGUCUGCCGCCUGGUGCACGACUUCACAGAUUCCAUCAUCCAGGAGCGCCGCCGCACCCUCCCUGAUCAGGGUCUUGAUGACCUCCUCAAGGCUAAGGCUAAGGUCAAGACUUUGGACUUCAUCGAUGUGCUCCUGCUGGCUAAGGAUGAAGAUGGGAAGGAACUGUCAGAUGAGGACAUCCGAGCUGAAGCUGACACCUUUAUGUUUGGGGGACAUGACACCACAGCCAGCGGCCUCUCCUGGGUCCUGUACAACCUCGCGAGGCACCCAGAGCACCAGCAGCGCUGCCGGCAGGAGGUGCGAGACCACCUAAGGGACCGCGAGCCUAAAGAGAUUGAGUGGGACGACCUGGCCCAGUUGCCCUUCCUGACCAUGUGCAUCAAGGAGAGUCUGCGGUUGCAUCCCCCCGCCGUGGGCAUUUCCCGACGCUGCACCCAGGACAUUGUGCUCCCAGAUGGCCGGGUCAUCCCCAAAGGUAUUAUCUGUGUCAUCAGUAUUUUCGGGACCCACCACAACCCAUCCGUGUGGCCAAAUCCUGAGGUCUAUGAUCCCUUUCGCUUCGACCCAGAAAACACCAAGGAGCGGUCACCUCUGGCUUUUAUUCCCUUCUCAGCGGGGCCCAGGAACUGCAUCGGGCAGACGUUCGCCAUGACGGAGAUGAAGGUGGUCCUGGCGCUCACGCUGCUGAGCUUCCGCGUCCUGCCGGCCGGGGAGGAGCCGCGCCGGAAGCCGGAGCUGAUCCUGCGUGCCGAGGGCGGACUGUGGCUGCGGGUGGAGCCGCUGAGCGCGGGCCCCCAGUGACCCGCGGCCUCCCGACCCUGGAUCCACCCCGACCCCACACCUCGCUGUGCAGAUUCCCAGGAAUAAAUCUGUGCUGUCACCUCUG
Messenger RNA from Equus quagga, 1480 nucleotides. Its product is annotated as cytochrome P450 4F2-like. Lineage: Eukaryota; Metazoa; Chordata; Mammalia; Perissodactyla; Equidae. Bases 40 to 1395 code for a protein of 451 amino acids. Gene Ontology annotation, molecular function: oxidoreductase activity, acting on paired donors, with incorporation or reduction of molecular oxygen; monooxygenase activity; iron ion binding. The transcript is spliced from 11 exons. The record is from RefSeq and is a predicted model, not a curated record.